GUGUUUGCUUCAGAAUGUACACAGAAGAUGAAGCUAAGAAAAUAGGAGUGGUUGGCUGGGUGAAGAAUACCAGCAAAGGCACCGUGACAGGCCAAGUACAAGGUCCUGAAGACAAGGUCAAUUCCAUGUGA
Messenger RNA from Marmota flaviventris (yellow-bellied marmot), 131 nucleotides. NCBI's taxonomy places the organism in Eukaryota, Metazoa, Chordata, Mammalia, Rodentia, Sciuridae. The record is from RefSeq and is a predicted model, not a curated record.